This is a messenger RNA of Oncorhynchus keta (chum salmon), 3876 nucleotides long. RefSeq names its product armadillo repeat-containing protein 1-like. The record is from RefSeq and is a predicted model, not a curated record. Bases 632 to 1459 code for a protein of 275 amino acids. Gene Ontology annotation, molecular function: protein binding; metal ion binding. The transcript is spliced from 7 exons. NCBI's taxonomy places the organism in Eukaryota, Metazoa, Chordata, Actinopteri, Salmoniformes, Salmonidae.
AGGCCAACUCUGUUACAAAACGUUCCUUCAACUAAAUCAAACGGAACUAAAUCAGGAGGGACUUAGACAUAAUUAAAUGUUAGUAAUUUAAUAGGAUAUCUAUGGGGCCUACCUGAAUUUGUCCAAAAUAAACUCGUUAUAGUUGAGAACGUUUUGCAACUAUUUGGACUAAUGAUUACAUCACAGAUAACUAAGCUUUCUCUCUGAUCUGUGUUUAGUUAAAAAAUAUCACUUUGUAGAGGUCUGACAUUAAUACAGAUCUAGGAUCAGUGCAUUGAAGAUGCGUGUUACAAUAUAAACCGUAAAACUGAUCUUAAAUCAGCAUGCCGGGACAUCAUCUGACAUCACGCACCAGGUCUAAGAACAAUGCAGCUGAAUGGCUUGUGAAGUGGGCAUGUCGCCCCCAACGUCCAAUCGGAGACGUUUAUAUUGCAGAGUGGCCGCUUGGAACAGUCCUGUCCAGUUUUGUCGGUAACUGAAUACCACAUUUUGUAAUGUAAUAAUAACAGAAAAUAAAAGCGUCUAGCUACAUUUGUGUUAUUUUACCCGUUGGAUUUUGUUCAUGCUGUCUUUCUUGCCCGCUGUGUGCACAUUGUGCAGGUCUGAAGAGGCAUUUAUUUGAAGAGGCAUCAUGAGUAGGGAGCCAGACGCUUUGGCUGUGGUGAACCAGUUGAGGGAUCUUGCUGCAGAUCCUAUGAACAGAAGAGCUAUUGUUCAAGACCAAGGUUGCUUACCGGGACUCAUCCUUUUUCUGGACCAUCCCAAUCCCCAGGUUGUCUACUCAGCACUCCUGGCUGUUCGCUACCUUGCAGAAUGUCGUCAAAACAGGGAGAAAAUGAAGGCAGAGUUGGGGAUGAUGUUAAGUCUUCAGAAUGUCAUGCAAAAGACAACCACCCCAGGAGAGACUAAAAUGCUGGCCUCAGAAAUCUAUGAACUCCUCCAGGCUUCUAACGGUGAGGAUACAGACAAGCCUGAGGAGGGGCCCUCUUGCAGACGCAAGGACCAGUUCUUCCUGGGAUCCACCAACAAGCGGGCCAAAACAGUGGUCCUCCACAUACAUGGCUUGGAUGACUCUAGCCGGAGGAGCCUUUGUGAAGAGUCCUUGUUGAAGAUCCGAGGCGUCAUCAGCUUUACAUUCCAGAUGGGCAUUAAGCGGUGCAUCGUCAGAAUCCGCUCAGACCUGAAGGCAGAGGCUCUGGGUUCUGCCAUCGCCUCAACUGAAGUAAUGAAAGCUCAACAGGUGGUCAGGGGAGAGGAUGGAGAAGAGGUAAUCAUCCCAUUCCCAGAGGAUGGUUCGGUAGCGGUGGAGCAGAAUGUGGCUCUUCCAGACUACCUUCCAGAGGAGGAGAGCCCGUCCCAUGAGCCAGACAAGGCUGUGACCUGUGUGGGCACAGGGCAGGAUGGAGCGAGCUGGCUAGGCACUGCAGCUAACUUCCUGUCCCGCUCGUUCUACUGGUGACAUUCCCAGACCUCUUCAGAUACUACAGAUACAGAAUCAGGCUCCCAGCUGCCAAAGAGCUGGACUGCCAAAGGCAAUGUGUAACAACAAACUCACAAUCUCACACCCACCUUGCACCAUACAGAAUCACCAAGCCAUUAAGGGGAGAGGACUGGCUUCCGGAAUUGAUUCUUAUUUCUUAUCUUUAGGGUUCUGAUUGAGAGCUAGACUAUUCUUUUCAUGUAAAUGUUUUGAAAACCAAAUUGUCUUGUUGUGAGGAGCAUUAUUGUGGCAGCAUUACGACUUGAUCCAUCAGAAAGGGUCCAAACGUUACCACAAAAAUAAUUUCCUGUAUUUAGAGCACUUUUUUUUAAGGAUCUGAGAGCGUGUUUGCAUUAAGGGUCUUUUUCUCCCUGCCUUUUUAUCUGACUUUUUAGACCAAGAACUGACUCAUCCUCCCCUUUUUUAGCAAUGGGUGUUCCAGAAUAUGCAGUAAUCAACGUGUGUUCAGUUAUCGUGCCUUUCGUUUAAUUCUGUUUACAUCUAGACCCUUGUGACUGACUGUCAGCUUUAGAUCUGAAAUGUAUUCUGCCUGUAAGGCUCCCUGCUUUGAUAUAUUCCAAAGGUUACUGAUGUAGACAUUGGAUAAACUCCAAUCUAGGUACUCUUCAAUUCCAAUGCCAAGUGAAAUCAUUAAUGGAAUCUGUCGUGAGUUAUGAGAUAUGUUUACAGGACUGGGUGGCUGGUUGAGACCGUUUUCUCUCCAGAAACAGCAUGGGGAUUUUACAGUCUGACCACUGUGGUAUUCUCUAACAACGUGGUGUCAUGCAUUAUUAGCUUGUUUCAUGUUAAGUAUUACUCAUUCGAAGGACAAUAUUAGAAUAUCUUUCCUAAGGAAGAGCAUUGUUCCUCUUUUAGGGACAGCCUCUGCCAUUUCCCCAAUGUCUUGUAUGAUUUAAAAAUAAUACAAGGCUAAACGUAAUCUCUCGUGGACAGACUACAUAAACAUAAAUGAUUAAGCAUCUGACCAAAUUACAUGAGAUUUAAGUUCUGGUUUAACCAAGAUUAGGCUAAGCCUAACAUUAAUCAUCUCUGAAUACAUGUUGAUGGAAACAAACAUGGUUAGAUUUAAUUGGAGAUGGAUUGGCCAGCAGUGUCCUUAACCUGUCGUUAAAGGGAGCUCAAGUGGAUGCUGCCAUAGUUUAGGGUUGUCUGUAAGUAUAGAAUUCAGAAUAUUUUGGUUCAGUCUAUAUAGUGGAUCAAUUGCCCAGCCUCUGAAAUAGCUAUGCUAUCAGUGCAUGUUAGUGUAUGAAUGGGAAAUGUUUAUUAUUAUGACCUUAUUACUGUUCAAAGUAAAUCUCAGCAUAAGAAGUAUUCAGUUUGGACCACCUAUUUUACAGGUAACAACCUCUCAGUGGGAGAACUUUUCAAAUGAGGUUACCUCUGUGGAGGGGGGUCUUUGUAUAGAAUUGUCAAGCAAUGUCCUGUUGUCCACUCAUGUAUUUGUGUUGCUUCAUCCUGUAAAGACUCCCAUCUCGUACAAUCACACCUGUCUAGAUUGUGUUCAUCAUGCCAGGGCAGCAUGCAUCGUAUUUGCGAAUACUCUAUAGUUCACACUCAUCAAUACUGUGCAUUGGUUGCCAAUGAAGUAAUUCACAAAGAAAUAUGUAAAUAUAUUUGUCUUGUCAUUGACAUGCUUUUUGUUCAGAAACCAUUAUUAGGUAAACUAUCAUGAUUUAAGUCAGCCUUUUUUUUGUCAGCUUUAUUUGACUCAGGUGACAUUUCUAUCACAUAAUCCAUGUAUUUUAAAUUAACCCCCAAACAUUAAAUAUUUCCUUUCCCUCCUGACUAUUAAUGGGUAAUUCCACUACUACAUUUUCAUUAUUUCCAGCACAGUACCAGUGUCUACCGGCAAUAAAAUACCCUCCCUCUGGCUAGAAACUCAUUGCAGAUUUUGAAAAUCACUUAAAAUAAUAAAUACAACCUUUUUAUCCUGCACUGUGAUGUCACAAAGAAGCAUUUUAUAGGACCUUAUCUUUUUAACCACAGAUAAUAGAAACACUGUUAUCAGACAUGUAGACACUGGUUUGGUGCUGGAGAUAAUGAAUGAGGUUGAAAAGUGAAUUGCUCUUUUAGCAUUACAACCUAUUUAUGCUGGAGUUGUUUCUUUCCACCAAUACAGAAUGAACACCUAUCGCACAGGAAUGUUAUGUACAGUAUGUAUGUGCAUCACAGGUAUGUUUGCCUGUAGGGUUGUGGGCCAUUGUGUUUUUGAUGUGAGUUAUGAUUCCUAAGAGUUACAUCAAAUAAUAUUAAAAAACAAUGUUAUUAUAUGAAAUAUGUAAUUGUUCAUUUUAUUGACACUGAUGGGAUAGGGUACUGCCUCAAAUGGAGGACAUGUCCGUUUAUUCAACAAAAUAAACGAUGAAAGAUGUUGA